AUGGACCAAGAAACAACACCCCCAUCAAAACCCCCCACCAUCAAGAAGCCCACUCGCCAUGAAAAAGGCAGCAAGAGGCCAUCCCCCAAGACGCUCAACCCGCUCCAGAUUGGCAUCCAAGACUUUGUGAGAAACAAUAUCGCCCCAGAAACACUGUCCCAAUAUGGCCUCUCACCAGAGACGCUACAAUCCAAUCUCCCAAAACGCUUCACGGUCUACGAGCCCAUGCUCCUCCUCCCCGUGAACGCCUUCAGCAGCCCCCCGGCUUGGAGCGCCCUGUACCAAUCCCUAACCGCUCCACAGCAACAGGCCCUCUACGCCUCACUCGUAAAGGCCUUCAGUCGCAUGGGCGUAACGCAUAUCGCCAUCAACGCGCCCAUCGCGCCCACAGACACGCAAGGCCACGAGAACCGCAUGCGCAGUCCCGCUGGCCUCGUCCCACUGUACGGCGACUUUGGGCCUCCUGCUACUACUGGUGCUACUAGUACUACUUCUCCCCUUGGUGAAGAGGGCCAGCCGAGCGAUGAGGACCUGGAACGGGCGUCUGGGGUCCAGGAGGAUGGAGGGCUGAGUGAGAGUAUGCUGGAUUUGGUGGGCAGUUUGAAGGAUACUGAUCGGGUCGUUCUCUUUCAUGGGGAUAAUCGGUUUGCGGCGGACAUUUUGAGGGAGAUUCGUGAUGUUAUGGAGGGGAGGGGGGAAUGGAAUUGCAUUCGUCAUGUCAACUUAGGGCUUCUUCCGACGUCUGUUGAUGCUUGGGGGAAUGCGUGCAGGAUGGUUGAUGCGGAGUUGGGGGGUUGGGUCCAUGUGCAUGAGAAUGUGGACGUGCGCGAGAUCGAGCAGAAGAAGGGGCUUAUCGCGGUGGAGUUUGGGAGGUUGCGGGCUGAAGCUCUUGGGAUGCGGGAUGUUGCUGCACCGGCGGAAUGUCGCCAUGUCGAACAAGUGAAGACUUAUGCGCCGGGAGUUAUGCACUGCGUUUAUGAUAUGAAGCUGCUGGCUUGCACUGGCGGCGGCGAAGGCAGUGUAUACAUAGACCUGACAGCUCUCCAAGCCAGAGACCACAAAACCGGCAAAGAGCUAGCCAUAAAGCUCUACCAUGAGCCGGCGGGCUACAGAUCGUACCAUCGCGAGGUCAGUGGGUACCGCUAUCUGGCCGGACUCGUGGGAGUCCCGAAGUUUUACUGGGCAGGACACGAUCAACGAUACCAUGCCACGGCCAUUGAACUCCUGGGGCCCAGCCUGGCCCAUCUGUGGCGGGACUGUGGGCGCAGAUUUUCCCUAAAGACGGUGCUCUUGCUGGCAGAUCAGUUGAUAUGUCGGUUUCAGGAGCUUCACUCGAGAAACUGCGUCCAUCGAGAUAUUAAGCCAGAGAACCUGCUGAUAGGAGUUGGGAAGAAAGCGAAUAUGGUGUAUGUGGCUGAUUUGGGUUUAGUCAAGAGGUAUAGUACAAUGAGUGACCAUCAGAUUUUGAAGCGGGAGCGUCAUGAUAGGCGUGAAUGCGAGAGAAAUCCUGAGGUUGGCAUUGGUUUGCAGGGGACAGAGGUAUAUGCUGCUUGGCGGGCGCAUUAUGCGAAGCAGCAAUCACCCCGCGAUGACAUGGAAAGCCUAGGAUACGUGCUCGUCCGAUUACUCAAAGGCCACCUUCCGUGGGAGAGGCUCUGGACACCAACUGGCACAGACUGGGAGAGACAGAUAGCCGUGGCUGAGAUGAAGCGCAAUAUACGUGUCGAAAAGCUUUGCAAAGACCUGCCGCCAGCGUUCAAUUUAUACUUCCUGCAUAUCUUUUUGAAGGCGACUCCUGACUACGCCUAUUUGCGUGACAAUUUCCGGGAUCCCUACAACUACGUCCUGACUCGACUGGCCAAUACCAUUCAAUCCCCAGACAUCAACCAUAUCCACAUCAUCACAAUGCACCCUCCAUCGCCCCAACUACUCCGUGCUUUGCGCACAUCCAUCUGGGCCCCCAAUGUCACCAGUCGACUAUGCACAAACGUCCGCUCAGUAUCUCCCAUCUCUAGAAUCACCCCCUAUGUACAAACAUACCGCAACAACAGUAACAAUGCCCGCCCCGUACGGAUGGUUCCUCGCGCGCACACCGCGAAGCCAGCGAGCCACGAUCGGGGCCCGCAGUCAACAGAGGACACGCAAACGGACUUUGCUGCGCUGAACGUACUCGGCAACAUCCCAGCGCCUACUACCGCUAUUGAUGCUUGCCUGGACAAUGGAUUCCAUUUGGAUAAUGGCCUCAAGCUCACAAACGGCGAUGGUCUGUUGCUUGUUGGAGGCGAGGCUUUCUCAUGGAGACCGUGGACAACGGUGGAUGGUGGAAAGAAUGCUAUGGUGAACAAGAAGGGCCAGUUUGAGGUUGAUGAACAAGCUUGGGGUCUUUUGGGACUCGUAUGGCCUCGUCCGGACCUCUUGAUUAUUGGGAUGGGCGCUUCUGUGUUUCCUCUUUCCCCUGAGACAAGGAGACAAAUCAAUUCCUUGGGUGUUCGGGUUGAGGUUCUGGAUACUAGGAAUGCCGCUGCGCAGUUCAAUCUGCUCGCGACUGAAAGAGGAGUGUCUGAGAUCGCGGCGGCUAUGAUUCCGAUUGGGUGGAAGGGACGGUAGAUACUCUUCUUCGGAGGGAUCUUGUACCACUGUAUAAAAUUUUGGGACUGUGUAAUAUUAUAACUAUGUCAUGUAUGGAGUA
Molecule: messenger RNA, 2689 nt
Organism: Aspergillus nomiae NRRL 13137
Lineage: Eukaryota; Fungi; Ascomycota; Eurotiomycetes; Eurotiales; Aspergillaceae
Exons: 7
Coding region: 1-2607 (868 amino acids)
Biological process (GO): endocytosis; mitochondrial respiratory chain complex I assembly; peptidyl-serine phosphorylation
Cellular component (GO): nucleus; cytoplasm
Molecular function (GO): protein serine/threonine kinase activity; ATP binding
Source: RefSeq, a predicted model, not a curated record